AAGCCGCAGAGAGCCAGUCGCCAGCUCUUGGGAAAUCUGGAUCCAAUCGGGCCCUCGAGACGCUCUUGUCCUUGUUUGUAAAACUGCGAUACAAGAUGGCGGCCUUUGCGCGAACUCUCAACCUCAUGUACCGCAUGGCCAUCCCGGCCUCUGCCGGCGCAUUCCUCAUCUCACAGUCCAUUUACGACGUUCGAGGCGGAACAAGAGCCGUUAUUUUCGACAGAUUGAGCGGUGUCAAGGAGGAUGUCGUCAACGAGGGAACGCAUUUCCUGAUUCCUUGGGUACAGCGAAGCGUCAUCUUUGACGUGCGAACCAAGCCCAGGAACAUUGCCACUACCACCGGCAGCAAGGAUCUCCAGAUGGUCAGCUUGACGCUGAGAGUUUUGCACCGACCAGAGGUCAAGGCUCUGCCAAAGAUUUACCAGAACCUCGGCGCAGACUACGAUGAGAGAGUCCUCCCCUCCAUUGGAAACGAAGUCCUCAAGGCCAUCGUCGCCCAGUUCGACGCUGCCGAGCUCAUCACCCAGCGUGAAGCUGUCUCACAGCGCAUCCGCAGCGACCUCACCCGCCGUGCCGCCGAAUUCAACAUUGCCCUCGAGGAUGUCUCCAUCACCCACAUGACCUUCGGCCGCGAGUUCACAAAGGCUGUCGAGCAGAAGCAGAUUGCCCAGCAGGAUGCCGAACGUGCGCGCUUCAUUGUCGAGAAGGCCGAGCAAGAGCGCCAGGCCAACGUUAUCCGGGCAGAAGGCGAGGCUGAGAGCGCAGAGACUAUCAGCAAGGCUGUUGCCAAGGCUGGUGACGGACUGGUGCAGAUCCGAAAGAUCGAGGCGAGCAGAGAGAUUGCGCAGGCGCUGUCGUCGAAUCCCAACGUGGCGUAUCUGCCUUCAGGAGGAAAGGGUGGCAGCGGCAGCCAGUAUCUGCUGUCUGUAGGCAGGGCGUAAGGAGGAGUGUAGGAAUAAUGAAAGCUGAUGCUUGGAUGGAGAGCGCACCCCGCUCAAUGCUGGGAUAGGGUCAAGGGAGGGGGGUGGGAUCAAUCACGACAAUCUUGUACUUUUAGCUAUAACAGGCCCAAAGGAGCCUUUCAUUGAAGAAGAAGAAAAAAAAGAAACCCAUGCUCUAUUC
Trichoderma asperellum CBS 433.97 is the source of this 1122-nucleotide messenger RNA. RefSeq names its product Prohibitin-1, subunit of the prohibitin complex (Phb1p-Phb2p) (gene PHB1). NCBI's taxonomy places the organism in Eukaryota, Fungi, Ascomycota, Sordariomycetes, Hypocreales, Hypocreaceae. Gene Ontology annotation, biological process: mitochondrion organization. Gene Ontology annotation, cellular component: membrane; mitochondrion. The record is from RefSeq and is a predicted model, not a curated record.